UUAAAUCGUGUACGUAGCCUCAUGGUGAUACGUUUCGAGUGAAUCGACAAGAGGAACAUUUGCAUUCACCAAAAAGGGAGAAGCAGAAAACACCCGACAUUUUUCGGAAUCCUUUUCAUCCGGUUGAUGAAAGACAAUCUCGGGAUUCGCAUUUCUUUCGAGAGCGGGUCCACGAUGGCGUUGCGGCGAAGCCGUUUGGCGCUUCUGGCCGCUUUGGUCGUCUUAGCCACCACGACCGUUCGAUCUCAAGAGAACGAACUAUUUCACUGUCCGGCUGGAUGGCGACUUCAGGGACUUCACUGUUACAGGUUCUUCGAGGUCCAGCAUUCGUGGGAGAGAGCGGCCGAUUUAUGUAAACGUUAUGGCAGCGACUUGGUGGUGGUGGAAAGCUACCAGCAAAACAACAUUUCUGAAAAAUUGGCGCAAGAACAGCUGAACCCCGUCACGCAUCCGGAUGCCGCCUUCUGGCUUGGUCUCAUGUCGCUCGACGACCUCAGUACCAAUACACUGGAAGCCGCAUCCGGCUCGCUGGUCCAACAAUACGCAGGUUUCUGGCAAGUGGACCAACCGGAUGCGGAAAAGGGUCAGUGUGUUCGAGCUUCGACGGCCAACGCAGACCAGUCAUGGGCAUUGAGUUCCUGCGAGUCUCUCCUACCUUUCGUUUGCCGGGCAAAAGCCUGUCCCAAGAACAGUUUCCUGUGCUCCAAUGGCAAGUGCAUCAAUGGCGCUUUGCGCUGCGAUACUCAAGACGAUUGUGGCGACGGAUCGGAUGAGAAUGCCUGCCCGGAAGAAUGCCAUUAUCACAUGGUCUCGAGUGGCGACUCUAUCGAAAGCCCCAAUUACCCGGGCAAGUACCGACCCCUUGCCGACUGCAAAUGGACCUUGGAAGGACCUGUUGGAACGUCCAUCGUUUUGCAAUUCACGGAAUUCGACACGGAACGCACUUUCGACACCGUCCAGAUCUUGGCCGGUGGCAGGACUGAAGAUGCUUCCGUCACGUUGGCCACUUUGUCCGGCAAACAGAACUUGAGCCAACAAUUUUUCACGUCGGCUUCGAAUUUUAUGAUCGUCCGAUUCCGGUCGGACGCGACGGUCGAGAAGAACGGCUUCCGCGCUUCCUGGAAAACGGAGCCGCUCUCGUGCGGCGAACACCUCAAAGCCCUUCCGCAAGGCAAGGAAUUGACAUCGCCCGGCUACCCGCAAGCUUAUCCCGGCGGAUUGGAAUGCCUCUACGUCAUUUCGGCGCCUCUGGGCAAAGUGGUGACUCUGGUCAUCGAAGAUUUCGACAUGGAGCCGCACAAAGACUACGUGCUCAUCCGCAACGGGCCGGAAGCCGACUCGCCCAAGCUGGCCAUGUUGACGGGACGGACGGAAGAUUUGCCGGCCUACCUCCAAUCGACGACGGAGGCCAUGUACUUGUACAUCCACACGGAUCUGAGCGACUCUCGCAAGGGAUUCCGGUUCCGCUACUCGGUCGGCUGUGACCUGACGCUAGAGGCGGCCAACGGGACCCUGGUCUCGCCCGGUUACGACAUGAACGCCGACGACUUCCGCUACCCGCACAACCUCGAGUGCGACUAUCGUCUGCGCGCCCCAGGCGGAUCGCCCCUCUCGCUCCGAUUCGUCGAGUUCCAGGUGGACGAGUCGGACAAUGUCCAGCUCUACGACGGCAGCAACAGCAACGGCAUCCAGCUCCAUCCGGCCGAAGGCUUCCACGGCAAGACCCUGCCAAAGGCCACGACCUUCUCGGCCCACAGCGGCGACUUGCUCAUCCGUUUCAAAUCGGACGCCCUGAGAAACGAGCGCGGAUGGAGGGCCGUCUUCUCGGCCGAUUGCCCGGCUCUGCCCGUCGACGACAACGCCAUCUCUUCGACCAAGGAGCGCACGUUCGGCAGCAAUGUCGUCAUCACGUGCCCAGCCGGCAUGGAAUUCGCCACUGGAGUCAAGAAAAUCACGACGGAAUGCAUGAACGGCGGCCAGUGGUCGACGCCUUACAUCCCGCAUUGCCAGCCCGUCUACUGCGGACCCGUCCCUCAAAUCGACAACGGAUUCGCCAUCGCGGCCAGCAACGUCACCUUUGGCGGCGAGGCCCAGUACCAGUGCUACGCUGGAUUCGGGUUCGCUUCCGGUCAGGCCAUCGAAACGAUCCGCUGUACCGAAGACGGCCAGUGGGACAGCGUUCCUCAGUGCUCGGCUUCGCAGUGCACUCCGCUGCCGGACGUGGCCCACGCCAACGCCACCACCCUCAACGGCGGCGGCAUGAACUACGGGUCCGUCAUCCGAUUUGAAUGCGAGCCCGGAUACGUCCGAACCGGCGAUCCGGUUCUCCUCUGCCAAAGCAACGGCACCUGGUCCGGCGCUGUUCCGUCCUGCUCCAAGAUCCAAUGCCGCACAUUCCCCGAAAUCGAAAACGGAUGGAUUAGCAACCGGACCCGCACUUAUUUCUUCGGAGACGAGACCCGCGCUCAAUGCUACCGCGGAUACAAGCUCAACGGCACCACCGUCAUCCGCUGCGGAGCCGAUGGAAAAUUCAAUAACGUGCCCGCCUGUUUGGACGUUGACGAAUGCGCCAGUACGGGCGGCAACAGCGCGCCACCUUGCGACCAGGCAUCAACCACUUGCACCAACGUUCCAGGCUCGUUCCAGUGCGGAUGCAAAUCCGGAUUCCUUCCCAAUCUAGACUGCCGACCGGUCGUCGAUCUCGGCCUGGGCAACGGAGGCGUUCCCAAUCCAUCCAUCACGGUUUCAUCGGCCGAAAAGGGUUUCCCCAAAGAGAACGUCCGUCUCAGCACUAAAGGCGGAUGGUGCGGAGCUGAAAGCGGUUCCGGCAGCAACUGGGUCAUGAUUGACUUCAAAGCGCCGACUGUUCUGCGAGGAUUCCGCACUCAGCCGGUCCUUCGCGGAGCCAGCGGAGUUGCCUUCGCUUCAUCGAUCCGGCUGCAGUACGCCGACGAUGCGGACGAUCUCUUCCGCGAGUACAAGAGCCCCGAAGGAGCCCCAGUCGAGUUCCGCAUUCCGGAAGGAACCAGCAUCGCUGUCGUCAACUUGCCGACGGCCAUCGAAGCCCGUUACUUCCGUCUGGUCAUCCAGGACUAUUCGGUGGCUCCUUGCCUCCGCAUGGAAAUGAUGGGCUGCACCCGGAGCGAGUGUUUGGACGUUGACGAGUGCGCCGUCGACAACGGCAACUGCCAACAGAAAUGCAUCAACAAUCCGGGCGGAUUCGCUUGCUCUUGCAGUCAGGGCCACGACCUUUUCGUCGAGAACGGAACGGCCGGUUUCUUCAUCUUGGAAUCGGAGAACGGAGUCCGCGACGGCGAUCUCUUCCGCAUCAACAAGACUUGCGUCAAGAAAAUGUGCCCAGCAGUUAGUCAGCCGGAGAACGGCCACAUGCUCACCACCCGGGCCAGCCAUCACUUUGGCGAUGAGAUCGAGUUCCAUUGCCGCAUCGGAUACAUUAUGGUCGGUUCCAGCAGCAUCAAAUGCACGGCGGCCGGCACGUGGAACGCUUCCGUGCCCGAGUGUCAGCCGGCCCAGUGCGUGCCCCUGGCCGACGAUCAAUCGGAAGGUUUGACUGUCACUCGUACCGCCGGCCCGGCUGACAAUCUGCUCGUGCCCUACGGCCAGAACAUCACGCUGUCGUGCAACGAGCCGGGUCGGCCGCUGAUGAGGAGCCCGGCCUCUUCUUUCCGUCAGUGCGUCUACGACCCGAGACCAGGUUUCCCUCAAUAUUGGUUCUCAGGCGCCCAGCCCAGCUGUCCGCGAAUUGAUUGCGGCAAACCACCAGAGACGCCCGGAGCCGAAUACGGAUUCUUCCCCGAUACCCGAUACAAGUCCAGCUUCUUCUUCGGAUGCCAGCCGACUUUCACCUUGACUGGCCAAUCGUCUCGCAACGACAAUGUCGUCCGCUGUAUGGAGAACGGCGUCUGGGACUUUGGCGAUUUGCGCUGCGAGGGACCCGUUUGCGAAGAUCCCGGCCGGCCGGCCGAUGGCAUCCAACUGGCCACCAGCUACGAACAAGGAGCGGAAAUCUCCUUCCAGUGCACCCGACCCGGAUACAUCCCUAUUACGUCGGCGCCGAUCCAGUGCGUCCGCGAUCCCGAAUGCAGCGUUGUCCGACCCAUUGGCAUCACUUCGGGCAAAAUCCCCGACGGCAUGUUCAACGCGACGUCCGAGCGACGCAACUACGAGGCCAAGAAAGCCCGCAUGAGCUCCGCCACUGGUUGGUGCGCCCAGCAAGAGGAAGCCUUCACUUACGCCAGCGUCGAUCUCGGAACUGUCCACCGUGUCAAGGCCAUUUUGGUCAAGGGCGUCGUCACCAACGAUGUCGUCGGCCGCCCAACUGAGAUCCGCUUCUUCUACAAACAGGAUCCGGCUGAGAACUUUGUCGUCUACUUCCCCAACUUCAACCUGAUGUCUCGCGACCUGGGCAACUACGGAGAGCUGGCCAUGAUUACCCUACCGCUCUAGUCUGUCCAGGCCCAUUUUGUCAUCUUGGGCAUUGUGGCUUACGACAAGAAUCCUUGCCUCAAAUUCGAGUUGAUGGGAUGUCCCGACGAGUUGGUGGAGGACCGGUUUCUUGGCUACGACCUCGGCUAUCCCGUCUGCGUCGACAACGAUCCACCUCAGUUCCCCAACUGCCCGACGAGCGCUGUCCGCGUCAAGAGGACGGCCCAGGGUAUGGAGUCGGUGGAUUUCGUCGUGCCAACGGCCACCAACAACAGCGGAAUGAUCGCCAGAACGGAAGUGCGCCCAGAAGGAUUCCGCCCACCAUUGGCCGUCUUCCAGGACACGAUGGUCGAAUACUUUGCCUACGAUUUCGAUGGCAACGUCGCCGUCUGCCAGAUCAACAUCACCGUCAUCGACGAGGAGCCUCCUCAGCUGCAGUGCCCUCAGAGCUUCGUCAUCGAACUGGUAGAGCCUCAAGACUCUUACCAAGUCUUUUUCAACGAGACCCGUCGCCGCGUCCUCGUGUCGGACGCUUCCGGCCAAGACGUCGCCGUUUCUUUCAUCCCGGAAAGCGCCUUCAUCCGCGUUGGCAGUUACGAGAACGUCGCCAUCGUCGCCACGGACCCGUCGGGCAACCAACAGCGAUGCUACUUCCAAGUCUCUGUCCAGCCGACUCAAUGCGUCGACUGGGAAUUGAAGCCACCGGCCAACGGAGCCAUCAACUGCCUACCGCCCAGCAACCGGCCAGCCGGGAGCGGUGGACUCGAAUGCGUCGCCACUUGCAAUCCAGGAUUCCGUUUCACCGACGGCGAACCGGUCAAGACGUUCCGUUGCGACGUCAAACAGCCGUGGACACCUGGGCACGUAGUGCCGGACUGUGUCACCGAAGAGACUCAACAGGCCAUGUACAACGUUGUCGCCAAAGUCCUUUACAGAGCCGGUGGAGCCGCUUCCGCUGUGCCGGCCACUUGCCUCUCGCAAUACGCCACUGUUGUCCGCCCGUUCUACCAGGCCCUGGACCGAGCUCUGUCUGCCCGUUGCUCCGCCAUCAGCGUCGACAUGAACGUGACUUUUGUCGAAUCUCAAACGGAAAUGCAUUUGGUGGAAGACAACAUCGCCGAAAUCACUUACGUCCUGUCCAUCAUGCCGGCCGUCCGUCAACCUCAGCUCUACGAUCUGUGCGGAUCGACUUUGGGUCUCGUCUUUGAUUUGUCCGUCCCGUCCACCAGCGCCGUUUUGUCGCCGCUUCUCGACUUGGCCGCCACAUCCAACGAUUGCCCGCCCAUGAAGGCCGUCAACUCUUCUCUGAGCCGCGGAUUCGCCUGCGGAGUUGGCGAAGUUCUCAACAUGCCGGCCGCCGCUAACGUUCCGCGCUGUCUUCACUGCCCGGCUGGAACAUCUGCCCUCAGCGGCGCCAAGAACUGCGCCCUCUGCCCGCGCGGCUUCUACCAAGACCAAGAACGAUCUGGCUCAUGCAAACGUUGCCCGGCUGGAACCUUCACCCGAUCGGAAGGCUCCAAAACGGUUGAGGAAUGCGUUCCAGUCUGCGGAUUUGGAACUUACUCGCCAACUGGACUUGUCCCUUGUCUCGAAUGCCCGCGUGACAGCUUCACUGGAACACCUCCACCGGGCGGAUUUACCGACUGCCAAGCUUGCCCACCUGAAGCUCCGUUCACUCACCAACCGGCCGCUCCGUCAGUUGGCACUUGCCGGCCCAAAUGCGCACCCGGAACUUAUUCCUCGACCGGAUUGGCUCCAUGCGCUCCUUGCCCCAACCACUUUUUCCAGCCGCUGGAAGGGAAAAUGUCUUGCCUGGAAUGUGCCAGCACUGCGAUGACGGCCGCUCCGGGAGCCAAGGGCCGCGACGAAUGCCAGCCGUUGGUUUGCAAGGAAGGAUUCUGCCGCAACGGCGGAUUGUGCCUGGCUCAAACUCAUAUGGCCUACUGCUACUGCCCGGCUGGAUUCACUGGCCGUUUCUGCGAAAUCAACAUCGACGACUGCGCUUCCCAGCCUUGCUACAACGGCGGCUCUUGCCGCGACCAGGAACAAGGAUACACUUGCUCUUGCCCGCCCGGCUAUUCCGGCCUCCAGUGCCAAGAAGAAGAGUCGAGCUGCAACGCCACGGCUUGCAACGGCCGGUCCAUGUGCAAGAACGAACCUGGACAAGGACAAUUCACUUGUCUCUGCCGGACGGGCUACACUGGAGCCAACUGCAGCAGCACCCUGGACCCCUGCGCCGCCAACCCGUGCUCCAACUCUGCCCAGUGCAUUCCACUGAAACAAGGACGUUUCAAGUGCGUCUGCCCUGCCGGAUGGGAAGGCCCUCUCUGCGCUGAGAACGUUGACGAUUGCGCCGAAUCGCCCUGCUUGCUGGGCAGCAAUUGCACCGACCUGAUCGACGACUUCAACUGCUCGUGCCCCGUCGGGUUCACGGGUAAACGGUGCGAGAUCAAAGUCGACCUUUGCCAGCCGUCCCCGUGCGGCGAUCACGGCCAGUGCGUCGAUCGCUACUUUGACGCGAUGUGCAUCUUUCAGCCCGGCUGGACGGGCCCCAACUGCACCGUCCAAGUAGACGAAUGCUCGACCAAUCCUUGCCUCAAUGGCGGCCAAUGCCAAGAUGUCGAGGGAGACUACCGUUGCUUGUGCGCCCUGGGCUUUACCGGCAAGAAAUGCCAACACAGCAUCGACUAUUGCGGCAGCCAACCUUGCCAGCACGGCGGCACCUGCACCGAUUCGUUGGAAAGCUUCCAGUGCCAAUGCCGGGCCGCAUUUGGCUUCCUUGGAGUCCAGUGUGAGAUCGACAUCGACGAAUGCUUGGACAACCCUUGCGACCCUGUCGGAACGGACCGCUGCUUGGACCAGGUCAACAAAUAUCACUGCCAAUGCCGGCCAGGAUUCACUGGAGCCCUGUGCGAGAACAAGAUCAACGAAUGCGCUCCCGUUUCCCCCUGCCUCAACGGCGGCGUCUGCACCGAACUCGUCAACAACUUUAAAUGCACUUGCCCAGCAGGAUGGACUGGGCAACGGGGCGAGAAGGACAUCAACUUCUGCGAAUCUCAACCUUGCUUGACCAACGCCAACUGCAUCAACUUGUUGGGCGACUUUUUCUGCGCUUGCCCGUCCGGUACGGAUGGCAAACGUUGCGAGACGGCCCCAGACCGUUGCAUCGGUGACCCGUGCAUGAACGACGGCAUGUGCCGCGACUUUGGCUCUGGUUUGAACUGCACUUGCGAUCCGGAUUACAUCGGAGUUGGUUGCCAGCACGAAUUCGACGCUUGCGCCGCCGGCGUCUGCCAGAACGGCGCCACCUGCGUCGACAACGGAGCUGGUUACCAGUGCGUCUGCCCAGACGGUUUCUCGGGCCGCCACUGCGAACAGGACGUUGUCGAAUGCGUUCCAGGAGCUUGUCCCUUGUCGGCUACUUGCAUCGACCUCAUCGACGACUUCUACUGCCGUUGCCCGUUCAAUCUGACGGGCGAGGACUGUCGCAAGAUCGUCCAGACGGACUACGAUUUCUUCUUUAGCGACGAGACUCGUCGUGCCAGCGCUUCUCUGGUCGUUCCAUUCGCUCUCGGCUCGCCCAGCUUGACUUUGGCUCUCUGGGUCCAGUUCACCCACCGAGACGAUCUUGGUAACAUCUUGACCCUCUACUCUGUCGACUCGGCCAGCAUGCCGCGCAACCAGCGUAUCAUGGCCCAAGUUCACAGCUCGGGUGUUCACAUCGCCCUCCUGCCGGGCAUCAAGGACGUCUUUUUGCCGUUCCGCGUCAAUUUGGCCAUCAACGACGGCCAAUGGCACCACAUUGCUCUCGUCUGGGACGGCCCCAACGGCGCCAUCACUCUGACGACGGACGGAGUCAUCGUUGGCCGUGUAGAAAAUUACGGAGUUAACCGGACAUUGUCGCAGUACGGAUGGAUGACUCUGGGCGCGCCCAAUUCGUCUAAAACGCGGACGGAACACGGUUUCCACGGGCAUUUGACUCGAGUCCAUUUGUGGGGCCGUCCUCUGGACGUCAUUUCCGACAUUCCCAAACAAGUGCGCAGUUGCCAAUCGGCUCCGAUGCUCUUUGACGGGCUUUUGCUCCAGUGGAGCGGCUACGAUCGCAUCGAGCGCGGAGUGGAACGCGUCAUGCCGUCGGCUUGCGGCCAACGGGUCUGCCCGCUUGGCUUCUCUGGCCCUAGUUGCGCCACGCUGGACAAGGACAAGAUCCCACCUCAAGUCGUUCGCUGUCCCAGUGACAUUUGGAUUGAAACGCGCAACGGAUCCGCCCGCGUCGACUGGAACGAGCCGCAAUUUAGCGACAAUGUCCGCCUGGCUCAAGUGGAGGAGACGGAAGGCAUUCGCUUCGUCAACACGCUCGCUUGGGGCACUUAUGAUGUCGCCUAUGUCGCUUACGACGAAGCUGGAAACUCGGCCGUCUGCGCCUUCAAGAUUUACAUCGUCAACGAAUUCUGCCCGAAACUGGCCGAUCCUGUCGGCGGAACUCAGCGUUGCUCCGACUGGGGACCCGGCGGCCGAUUCAAAGUCUGCUCCAUCGAAUGCAACACCGGACUGGCAUUCUCCGUGCCCGUCCCGAAAUUCUAUACUUGCGGCGCCGAAGGAUUCUGGCGGCCGACUGAAGAUCCUGGCGUCUCGUUUGUCUACCCGGCAUGCAGUUCCACCAAACCGGCCCAACGCAUCGUCAAGAUCAAGUUGCAGUACUUGAGCUCUGUCCUCUGUAACGAAGCCGGCCAGAGCGUUUUGUCCGACAAGGUACGACAGGCCAUCCAGAAACGGAACCGCGACUGGCGAUUCUGCAACGCCAAGGGCAGCCAGUCGGCCACUUGCAACGAACUCGACGUCAACAUCAAAUGCCAACGUCGCCACGGCGACUUGGGAGUCAAACGACGCCGUCGAGCCGAUGUCAACGAUGACGUUUACGACAUUGAGAUCAGUUUCCUGGCCGAGAGCGAUCCAGUGACCAACAUCAACACUCAAGAGAAGUCGACGAUUGAGCGUUUGCUGGAAACAAUCAUUAUUUGGAAAAAGGACGACUUUGACGUCCGCGAAUCGCUCCCGGCCACACUCUCCAUCUCGGCCGAUUUCACCUGUCCCGUUGGACAAGUUGUCCGCGAAUCCGAGUGCGUUGCUUGCGCUCCGGGCAACGCCUUCGACACGGAGGAGAAGAACUGCCGACUCUGCCGAGUGGGCACUUUCCAGGAUGAAGCUGGACAGACGCAAUGCAAGAUCUGCCCCGUCAUCGCUGGCCGUCCAGGAACCACUUUCGCUUCAGGCGCCCGAUCUGCCACCGAUGGCAAGGAACGCUGCCCAGCUGGUAAAUUCUACAGCGAAGAGACGCAACGCUGUCUCAACUGCGGUUUCGGCCAUUACCAACCGGCCGACGGAUCUUUUGCUUGUCGUUCUUUUGCUUUCUCUUGCCAAGCUGGUUUGACGACACGAACGGAUCAGGCCAUCUCGUCGGACGAGUGCUCCGAAGAGUGCCCCACUGGUCUCCAGUUGACUUUGCUGUCCAACAACGCUACUUGCGAGCCAUGCCCCAAGGGAACUUAACGUACCAAGGGUCGCGAAAUGGCCUGUCAGCAGUGUCCAGCCGGUUUUACCACCACUCGCUCGGGCUCGGCCACUGCGGAGGAAUGUUCGGAACCCAAGUGUCCACCGGGCUCAUCUCUCUCCAAGGAGAACACUUGCGCUCUCUGCCAAGUCGGCACCUACCAGCCGAAUGAUCAACAAAGCAGUUGCCUGCCUUGCCCGCCUGAUACCACAACAAAGGUGGCCGGCGCCACUCUCAAGACGGACUGCUCCAAUCCUUGCAGCCCCGCCACCAACCAGACCAUCUGCCCCACGAACGGGGUCUGUCUCUUAGUGGCCAGCACCAACGUUCACCGAUGCGAAUGCAAGGCCGGCUUCACGCCCGUCCCACCUGACAAUCCCUCCGAUUUCAUCUCUAUGGACAAAUGCGACAAUUUCUGCAAGAACGACGGCAAAUGUCGUAGGGAUUUGGCCACUGGCGAGCCUUACUGCCAAUGUACUGGUAGCUACACCGGCCAACAAUGCGAAGCCCAAUCUAACUUUGCCUACAUUGUCGGCGGCAGUGCUGGUUUCGUCGUGUUUUUGAUCCUGCUCGUCUUGUUGAUCUGGAUGAUCUGCGCCAGAACGUCCCGUCGUCGCGAUAGCCAAGCUAAAGCAGCAGCUAAUGCAGCUGUCGUAGCCGGUGAUCCGUCCGGAAGUCAAGCCAAUUUCUACUACGGAUCGCACGCUCCGUAUGCCGAGUCGAUCGCACCUUCACAUCACUCGACUUAUGCACAUUAUUAUGACGAGGAGGAGGAUGGCUGGGAGAUGCCCAAUUUUUACAACGAAACCUACAUGAAAGCAGAGAAUCUGCACAACGUGAACAAGGGGAACAGUCUGGGACGCUCCAACGCCAGCUUAUAUGGGAACAAGGAAGAGUUGUACGAUCGUCUCAGGCGACAUGCCUAUCAGGGAAAGAAAGAGAAAAGUGGCAACGAGACGACUAGCGAGAGCGACGGACAUUAAGCUUUUACAUAACAGAUAAACGAGCACGUCGCGUCCUUUUUGUGUUAUUGGUUUCAAAAAAAAAAAGAAGGAAUUCAAGUCUCACCUUUCUUCACGACUUUGAAUUGUCGAUUCCCCAAUGUGGUCUAAGGGUCAUCGCCAAAAAAUUUCAUUUGGAGGGUUUUUUUUAUUUUGGGUGUUUUGAGCAAUCUUUUUUUUUUUUUUUUUUUUUUUUGUUUUGUUUUGAUCUUUCCAUUUGUGUCUUUAAUCCACGGCAUUCAAUUUUUUGUGACUUAACGACGUGAUCCUGGUGUUUACGAUGGCGCGCCAUGGAUUUCUAGCCAAGCGAACGGGGAACGGCUGCGCAGACGCGAGAUAACGAACAAUAGUUUUUUUUUUUUUUUUUUUUUAAUUCGUGUAGACCUUCAUCCUUCCCGUGUUAAUUGACAAUUAUUUG
This is a messenger RNA of Daphnia carinata, 11416 nucleotides long. RefSeq lists its product as uncharacterized. Lineage: Eukaryota; Metazoa; Arthropoda; Branchiopoda; Diplostraca; Daphniidae. Gene Ontology annotation, biological process: Notch signaling pathway. The record is from RefSeq and is a predicted model, not a curated record. Gene Ontology annotation, molecular function: Notch binding; calcium ion binding.